AGUGCGCCCGGGAGCCGAGCGAGUCUGCCACCCACUUGGGCGACCUCAGCGGCCGGGGAGCGUCGGGGGCCUGCGCAGCCAUGCGGGCGGCGGCGAGGGGCGCGCGAGCGGCCGCGCUGGCGCUGCUGCUGGGGGCGCUGCACGGAGCGCCGGCACACGGCGAGGAGUACGACUACUACGGCUGGCAGACCGAGCCGCUGCACGGGCGCUCGUACUCCAAGCCGCCCCAGUGCCUCGACAUCCCCGCCGACCUGCCACUCUGCCACACCGUGGGCUACAAGCGCAUGCGGCUGCCCAACCUGCUGGAGCACGAGAGCCUGGCCGAGGUGAAACAGCAGGCGAGCAGCUGGCUGCCGCUGCUGGCCAAGCGUUGCCACUCGGACACUCAGGUCUUCCUCUGCUCGCUCUUCGCGCCCGUCUGCCUCGACCGGCCCAUCUACCCUUGCCGCUCGCUGUGCGAGGCCGUGCGCGCCGGCUGCGCGCCGCUCAUGGAGGCGUAUGGCUUCCCCUGGCCAGAGAUGCUGCACUGCCACAAGUUCCCCCUGGACAACGACCUCUGCAUCGCUGUGCAGUUCGGGCACCUGCCCGCCACCGCGCCUCCAGUGACCAAGAUCUGCGCCCAGUGUGAGAUGGAGCAUAGUGCCGACGGCCUCAUGGAGCAGAUGUGUUCCAGUGACUUCGUGGUCAAAAUGCGCCUCAAGGAGAUCAAGAUAGAGAAUGGGGACCGGAAGCUGAUCGGAGCCCAGAAAAAGAAGAAGCUGCUCAAGUCGGGCCCCCUGAAGCGCAAGGACACCAAGAGGCUGGUGCUGCACAUGAAGAAUGGUGCCGGCUGCCCCUGCCCGCAGCUGGACAGCCUGGCUGGCAGCUUCCUGGUCAUGGGCCGCAAAGUGGACGGACAGCUGCUGCUCAUGGCCGUCUACCGCUGGGACAAGAAGAACAAGGAGAUGAAGUUCGCAGUCAAGUUCAUGUUUUCCUACCCCUGCUCCCUCUACUACCCCUUCUUCUAUGGGGCCGCAGAGCCCCACUGAAGGGUGCGCCUGCCUGCCCCACCCAGCCAGCUGUGCCCUGCUCUCUGUCCCCGCCCUGGGGCACGCUCGCUCCUCCUGCCCACUUGACCUCUCCCUACUCCCAGGCUGACUUAGCCCCUGCCCAGGAGGGGUCCGUGCAGCGAUGUUACUGGCACAGGCCCUAAGGGUGCCAGGCCAGGCUGUCCUUGACUGAGACGUUCCAGGGUCCUUGAAGGUUUUUUCCCAUAGGAGCAGAGCUUUCUUAUUUCAGGGGAGAUCCCAGGGUGUCGGAAAGUGGGCAGAGGGAUGAGAGAGCGAGGGAAGGCUGGAGAGGCUCUGAGCAGCCUGAGGAGGUGCUUUCCAGAAUAGCUGGUGGUGUCAGCUCUGCUCUGUUGGUGGUGGGGCCUGGCCUGGGAGAGGGAGGUCUUGGUAUUAGGCUGACCUAUUUGGGGCACAGUUCUCAGCCCCUAGCGCUCCUCCAUCUGUCCUCAUCACAGCCCCCAAAAGGAAAGGCAUUUGGGCCACGGUGCCCUCCAGCCACACCUCCCCACCUUCCCGUCUCUGCCCACUUCUCCUCCUGCUGGACUGGGGAGAAGCCCAGCCCAGCCCCCUCCCAGAGGCUCACUCCUCAGCCUCUGCUUGUCCCUUGAUCCAAUCACCAGUAAAUUAUUGCUCUUGCUGCGAGGCCGUAGGUACUAGACUGAUGCAGGUAGGGUUUGGUUUUCUUCCUUCUUUUUUUUUUUUUUAAGUUUUUAAUUAAAUCAAAGAAAACAAAACAA
Molecule: messenger RNA, 1786 nt
Organism: Phacochoerus africanus (Common warthog)
Lineage: Eukaryota; Metazoa; Chordata; Mammalia; Artiodactyla; Suidae
Gene: SFRP5
Product: secreted frizzled related protein 5
Exons: 3
Coding region: 81-1028 (315 amino acids)
Biological process (GO): negative regulation of canonical Wnt signaling pathway; canonical Wnt signaling pathway; non-canonical Wnt signaling pathway
Molecular function (GO): Wnt-protein binding
Source: RefSeq, a predicted model, not a curated record